Molecule: messenger RNA, 794 nt
Organism: Phytophthora nicotianae INRA-310
Lineage: Eukaryota; Oomycota; Peronosporomycetes; Peronosporales; Peronosporaceae
Exons: 2
Coding region: 190-537 (115 amino acids)
Source: RefSeq, a predicted model, not a curated record
UCUGGUACCUGUAGUCACACACUUGCGCAGGUGAAUGGAUUGCAGUGGUGCGUUUUGUUCUCGUGCCUAAAGAGAUCGUCGUGUCGGUCGUUCAAGCUUCAAGCCCCCUCGCGUUAUAGCAGCCUCGUAGCCCUCUAUAUCGCAGCAGGAACGACGCAAAACUCCAAGUGCGAUCCAAGAAAAAUUGAGAUGACGACGACUGAAGACGCAGCGUUCGCUCAAGGUAUGUUCGUCACCCUCUGGCCCAAGAUAGAGCGUUGCCACAACUACGUCGAGCUACUGCUAGCCGCCCAAGAGAAGCUCCAGCAUACGGUGGACAAACUUAUCGCCGGCCUCCAAGAAGCGGAGAAGGCUGAGGGCAGCUCCCUUGUGAGCUACGCGGACCGACUUCGCAACUUUCCCGCGAGAGUCGAGAGACUACAGAAGAAGCUGGCGAGGAUCCAGGGCCGCCUCCUGGCCAUGAAGGAGUCGCCAGGAACGUCUAAGACCAAGUUCUCGGAGGAGGAGAUGGCGGUCUACGCGUCCCCAUUGUUCUAAGAGAAUGCAUUGAGAACGCUGGGAAAAUUGCGUUCGGACUACUAGCUAUGUGGACCUCAAGUUGGACCAUGAUCCACCACUAUGGCCAUCGUGAAUGCUCCACAACGUGAAAGAUACUCUGGAAAAAAACAUCUCGUCGAUACGUAUAUAUCUAAUGAAAUGGGUAUUUAUGUUAUAGCAAGCAGCCCAUGCUUGACAUUGCCGCUGUGCUACACUCCGAUCUAAAGCUCCAAAAACCUCAUCACAUCUUUUCCCGA